UUAUUCUUAUAUUUUGUUAUAAUCAAUUUUUUUAUUUUAUAUAGAAGAUAAAAGUUAUGUGCCUUCUUAUAAUAAUUGAACCAAAGUAUACUAUAAUUAUUUUUAUAUACUCACAAAAAAAUAAAAAAAAUGUUGACAUAAAAUCCGUUUAAUGGAUUUCAUUACCGGGAUAUGCGAUUCGUAUAAAAUUUUAAAGUAGUUUUUAAGUAGAACUUAGGUUGAAAUCAGUUUAUUCGUUCAAUCUCCAUGUAAGUUGGUAAGAUAAUGGAUUUGUUCGAACUGAGAUUGUAUCACAGACUAACGUAUGUGGUAAAUUGGAUCCUUCUAGAGUUUCUCUACUUAAAAUAGAUAUGAACAGCGAUUUGCAAAGAUUUUCUUAACUACUAAAUGCUUCUGUAUCGAUCGCAUACAUAUACAUUUAGUGUACAGGUACAAAACGUUACGUAUAUGUACGCUGUUAUACUUAUCAAAUGAAAAUUUAUGAAAUUACGAAUAGUCGUUUCGUUACUUUCGACUGUAUCUUUACUGUAUCGUUAGACAUUGAUUUCAGAGAAAUUGCUGCUAUUUGCGUAUAAUGAUGACAAAACUGGAAAUGUAUCGAGCGUAUGCUCGUUUUGUAAAACGCAUGCUUCUCCUUGGAGGAAUAUAUCCUAUGACCAAAAGUUCUAUUCUCUAUCGACAGUUGCCCGUUUUAACAUUAUUAACUAGUUUUAUUAUGUUUUUUGGUGUAGUGAGAUUCUGUUUAUAUAAUUUCGAUAAUUUGAGUGUUUUUACAAAAGGUUUAAGUCUCGUUGGUAGCUUCUCUUUGAUGAUUGUUAAGGCAUUUAUGUUUAUCAUAUAUCGAAAACAAUUUUAUGAACUACACAGUACGCUCGAAUUAAUGUACAAUGAAGUGCUUGAAAAUACGCAAUUUAGACCCAUCGUUCUAUCGACGAUUAAUUUAUUCCGAUAUCCAGCAUAUAUGGUAUAUUAUUUAAUAUUGGGCACUAUGAGUUUAUAUAUUUUUGCACCAGUUAUAAUAAUUGGAUAUGAAGGAAUCAAAGGUGUAGAACCUAAACAUUAUAGUCUUCCAUUUCUUACCAAUUUUCCGUGGGUUGAUGGAACACCUGGAAUAAUUUAUCAAAUACAGUUCUUGUUCGAAACACAAUGCGUUUGGUUCAUUAUAUUUGUUACGGGCGGUGUUGAUUCAUCUUAUGGAUUUUAUUUAUUUCAAAUGAUUGGGCUAUUACGUGCUAUGUCCUUCGAAUGUAAAAACAGUUUGAAAUCUUCUAGCGAAUUUGAGAACACCUUAUAUAAUUGUAUCAAGAAGCAAAUAGGAUUAUUACGUUGUCGCGAUAUCAUCCAACAAAUUUAUGGACCCAUUGUGCUUGAUUUAAUGUUGACCAACGCUGUCGUCUUGUGUGCACUAAUAUUUCAAGCGUUUCAGACAGAGAUGACUGUAGGUAAAAUGCUUAUAUUUGUGAUUUAUGGAUUAUUGAAAACUAUUCAAGCGUUUAUGUAUUCCUGGUAUGGAAGUAUUAUUACUUCAGAAAGUGAAGCAUUUCAACGAAGUGUAUAUUGCAGCAAAUGGUACGAAUACAGCGAAAAUGUUAUGCUCAUGAAAAAUGUUUUGAUCGUAUUGACGCAAAAACCGAUCGUACUCAUAUCAUGUCAUUUUUCACAUAUUUCAUUGAAUAUUUUUAUUAAGGUAAAAAAAAGGGCAUCUCCACAAGUUGGCGCAGUUGAAAGAUCGUUACCGUUGACCAUUCGCUGGAAGGAUAGGCACCAAUUUGCUCGGAAUUGCUGCUAUUUCCGUAGGACAAUGACAGAACAAGUAGAGCUCUAUAGAAAUUAUGCACGUUUCGUUAAGCGUUUGGUUCUUCUUGCUGGAAUAUGGCCGAUGACACAAAAAGAAAGUUCUUAUUUCUAUCGACAGUUACCAAUUCUAGCCGUAUCAUCGGGUGUCAUUAUGUUUUUUGGUGUACUGCGAUUCUGCCGAGAUAAUAUCAGCAAUUUGAGCCUAUUCACAAAGGGCCUAAGUCUCGUAGGAAGUUUCUCUUUGAUAUCAUUGAAGUUUAAGGCUCUGAUGUUUUUUAUAUAUCGAAAGCAGCUUAGUGAACUGAACGGUAUCCUUGAUCCAAUGUUCGAGAAAACACUUGAAAAUCCACGACUGAGACCUAUACUUUUAUCGCUAUUGAAUCUCUUUCGUUACUUCACUUAUAUCUUUUACAUUUUAAUCACGAGUACCUUGGUUUUAUACAUCUGUACUCCACUUAUAUUCAUAGGAUACGAAGCAAUUAAGGAUAUACAUCCUAGACGAUACGGUCUUCCAUUUCCAACGAGUUUUCCAUGGAUCGAUGGGACUCCUGGAAUAUAUUAUCACAUAGAAUACCUUUUUGAGAUACAAUUUGGUUGGUUCGCUAUAUUUGUAACAAGCAGUGUUGAUUCUUUAUUUGGAUUCUAUAUCUUUCAAAUAGUCGGACUUUUCCGAGCCAUAUCUUACGAAUGCGAAUAUUUCACGCAAUCGGCCGAGGAUUUACACGAUAUUCUUCAUAAUUGUAUUAAAAAACACAUUAAACUUUUACACUGUCGCAAUAUUAUUCAAAAUGUUUAUGGACCGAUCAUAUUCAACUUGGUUUUGACCAGUGCGACGGUCUUAUGUGCAUUAUCGUUCCAAAUAUUUAAGACAGAGAUGACGGUAUCAAAAACUCUUUUAUUCGUUGUUUAUGGUGUAAUGAAAGGAAUACAAACUUUUAUGUAUGCGUGGUAUGGAAGCAUCAUUAUAUCAGAGGGUGAAGAUUUUCGUAGAAGGAUUUAUUGUUGCAAAUGGUACGCAUAUGGUAAUUUAUCUAUUAUGAAAGGCAUUCUUCUUGUAUUAACACAAAAACCGAUGGUAUUGGUCGCAUGUAAUUUCUUUUCUAUCUCAUUAGAUAUGUUUCUUAAGGUAACCAUAGUAUUUACGAUCUUAUACGUUAUACUUGACAUAAAUUAUAAAAUAAAUCUAAGAUAAUAUAUGAUUCAUUUUUCAGAUUAUCAAUACGUCCAUAUCGUAUUAUUUUUUAUUACAAACAUUCGAAGAAAUGAAUGCACCUUAAUUCGUUAGAAACUUGUAUCGAUA
Messenger RNA from Vespula pensylvanica (western yellowjacket), 3097 nucleotides. RefSeq lists its product as uncharacterized. Gene Ontology annotation, biological process: detection of chemical stimulus involved in sensory perception of smell; sensory perception of smell. The transcript is spliced from 8 exons. The record is from RefSeq and is a predicted model, not a curated record. The coding region runs from base 575 to 2989 and encodes 804 amino acids. Gene Ontology annotation, cellular component: plasma membrane. Gene Ontology annotation, molecular function: olfactory receptor activity; odorant binding. NCBI's taxonomy places the organism in Eukaryota, Metazoa, Arthropoda, Insecta, Hymenoptera, Vespidae.